AUGGCCUCCAUGAAUAACUGGUUAGGUUUCUCUUUAUCUCCUCAAGAACUUCCAUCAUCACAGUCUGAUCACCAAGAUCACUCUCAAAACACAGACUCUCGCCUUGGUUUCCACUCUGAUGAAAUCCCUGGUACCGAUGUCUCUGGCGAGUGCUUUGAUCCCACUUCUGAUUCCACCGCUCCUUCUCUCAACCUCCCUGCCUCUUUUGGUAUACUUGAAGCCUUUAGAAACAAUCAAUCUCAAGAUUGGAAUAAUAUGAAGAGUUUAGGCAUGAAUCCAGAAACCAACUACAAAACCACCUCAGGCCACCCUAUUUUCAUGGGUACUUUAUGCAAUAGCCAAAACAUUGAUCAAAACCAAGAACCUAAGCUUGAGAACUUCCUUGGUGGUCAUUCCUUUGGCAAUCAUGAACACAAAUAUAAUGGCUGCAACACCAUUUAUGAUACCACUGGAGACUAUGUGUUCCAGAACUGUUCUUUGCAACUCCCAUCUGAGGCUACAUCAAAUGAAAGAACUAGCAAUAGUGGAGGUUGUGAUAAUACCAAUAGUUCCAUUGGGUUAUCCAUGAUCAAGACUUGGUUAAGAAACCAGCCAGCACCGACACAGCUAGACACCAGUAAUAAGAGCAAUGGUGGUGCACAAAGUUUGUCCCUUUCAAUGAGUACUGGAUCACAAUCAGGUUCUGCUUUGCCACUUCUAGCAGCUGUAAAUGGUGGAGGUAAUAAUACUGGGGGAGAUCAGAGUUCUUCUUCUGAUAAUAACAAGCAACAAAAGACCACAACAAGUCUUGAUAGCCAAACCGGUGCCAUCGAAGCGGUGCCAAGGAAAUCUAUUGAUACUUUUGGCCAAAGAACUUCUAUAUACCGUGGUGUAACAAGACAUAGAUGGACUGGUAGAUAUGAAGCCCAUCUAUGGGACAAUAGUUGUAGAAGAGAAGGACAAACUCGCAAGGGUAGGCAAGGUGGUUAUGACAAAGAAGAAAAGGCAGCUAGAGCUUAUGAUUUAGCAGCAUUGAAAUAUUGGGGCACUACUACCACGACAAAUUUUCCAAUUAGCAACUACGAAAAAGAGAUAGAAGAAAUGAAGCAUAUGACUAGGCAGGAGUAUGUUGCGUCUCUUCGAAGGAAAAGUAGUGGGUUUUCUCGGGGUGCUUCCAUUUAUCGAGGUGUAACUAGACACCAUCAACAUGGAAGAUGGCAGGCAAGGAUUGGAAGAGUUGCAGGGAACAAAGACCUUUACUUGGGAACCUUCAGCACCCAGGAAGAAGCAGCAGAGGCCUAUGACAUUGCAGCCAUAAAAUUCCGUGGACUGAAUGCAGUGACCAACUUUGACAUGAGCAGAUACGAUGUUAACAGCAUACUAGAGAGCAGCACAUUGCCAAUCGGAGGCGCGGCUAAGCGGUUGAAGGAGGCGGAGCAUGCUGAAAUAACAGUGGAUGCGCAAAGAACAGGUGAUCAAGAAAACAUGAGUUCACAACUCACGGAUGGGAUUAGCAACUAUGGUGGAGCACACCAUGGGUGGCCUACUGUUGCUUUUCAACAAGCUCAGGCUUUUAGCAUGCACUAUCCAUAUGGCCAGAGGCUUUGGUGCAAGCAAGAACAGGACUCUGACAAUCACAGCUUCCACGAGCUUCAUCAGUUACAAUUGGGAAACACCCACAAUUUCUUUCAGCCUUCGGUUCUGCAUAACCUCAUGAGCAUGGAAUCUUCUUCAAUGGAACAUAGCUCUGGUUCCAAUUCUGUUAUGUAUAGCAGUGGAGGUCAUGAUGGUACUAGUACUGGAACCAAUGGAAGCUAUCAGGGAAUGAGUUAUGGAAGCAAUGCCGGGUAUGCCGUUCCAAUGGCUACAGUUAUAGCUAAUGAUGGCAACAACCAAAAUCAAGGAAAUGGUUAUGGAGAUGGAGAGGUGAAGGCUCUUGGCUAUGAAAAUAUGUUUUCCUCGUCUGAUCCUUAUCAUGCUAGAAACUUGUAUUAUCUUUCUCAACAACCAUCAGCCGGUGGGAUCAAGGCUAGUGCAUAUGAUCAGGGCUCCACAUGUAACAAUUGGGUGCCAACAGCAGUUCCAACCAUUGCAGCAAGGUCUAAUACUAUGGCUGUUUGCCAUGGAGCUCAACCUUUCACCGUAUGGAAUGAUAGUACAUAA
Dovyalis caffra is the source of this 2142-nucleotide messenger RNA. Lineage: Eukaryota; Viridiplantae; Streptophyta; Magnoliopsida; Malpighiales; Salicaceae. The record is from the annotation of a GenBank genome assembly.